This is a messenger RNA of Salmo salar (Atlantic salmon), 1597 nucleotides long. RefSeq names its product homeobox protein CDX-1. The record is from RefSeq and is a predicted model, not a curated record. Gene Ontology annotation, cellular component: nucleus. NCBI's taxonomy places the organism in Eukaryota, Metazoa, Chordata, Actinopteri, Salmoniformes, Salmonidae. Gene Ontology annotation, biological process: embryo development; animal organ morphogenesis; regulation of transcription by RNA polymerase II. Gene Ontology annotation, molecular function: RNA polymerase II transcription regulatory region sequence-specific DNA binding; DNA-binding transcription factor activity, RNA polymerase II-specific.
GUCAACAGCGCCACAUUAUGUGAGACAGUAUCAAGUCAGGAACUAGUUCGCAUUUCAUUUUGGGGAGCACCAUUGGACUAUACACAUCAGAACCAUAGCAAGAGGAUCGUUUUUUAGAUUUACAGAAGGAGUUGCCCGGAAACUAUGUCGACUUGAAUGUCACUUUUGUAACUUUUUUUUUCAAAUCAUGUAUGUGGGAUACCUCUUGGAUAAAGAAGGCAGCAUGUAUCACCAAGGACCUGUAAGACGAUCGGGAAUCAACAUCCCACCACAGAACUUUGUUUCCACGCCACAAUAUUCCGACUUUACUGGAUACCAUCAUGUGCCAAACAUGGAUACUCAUACACAGUCUUCGGGGGCUUGGGGAGCUCCUUAUGUCGCACCGAGGGAGGACUGGGGCGCCUAUAGUCUGGGGCCUCCUAACACUAAUCCUACGCCCAUGAACAACUCCUCGCCGGGACAAGUUUCCUAUUGCUCACCUGAAUACAAUCCCAUGCACGCGCCAGGGUCAGCAGUAUUGCAACCACCUACAGAUAAUAUUUCUGUUGCUCAACUUUCCCCGGAUAGAGAAAGGCGCAAUUCUUCUUACCAGUGGAUGAGCAAAACGGUACAAUCAUCUUCUACCGGCAAAACAAGAACGAAGGAGAAAUACAGAGUGGUUUACACCGAUCACCAGAGACUGGAACUGGAGAAGGAAUUCCAUUUUAAUCGUUACAUCACUAUCAGAAGAAAGUCAGAACUUGCGGGGAACCUUGGCCUUUCAGAACGACAGGUGAAGAUCUGGUUUCAAAAUCGCAGAGCCAAGGAGAGGAAAUUAAUCAAAAAGAAAAUGGGAUCUGAUGGCAGUGGAGGAUCAGUGCACAGUGACCCGGGUUCAGUGAGUCCUCUGCCCGUACCAGGCUCACUCAGUCCGUCGGAUAUUCACGGCUCUCUCUACCCACCCCCCGGAAUGAACAACUUGCCAUCUAUUAGGAACAUACAGCAGGUUACUGUCACUCAGUAGAAUCGAAUUUAGACCAUCCAACAUAACUGAGCACUCCAACACGCUGAAAGGACCGUUCCUCAAGACUUGGAUUCCAAUGGAUUAUUCAAACGUCCUGAAGAACAUGUUGUGGAUUAGGAGAUUUCGAGAAACAAGAUGAUUUAUAACUGCAACGAAAUGCUGGAGGCUCUUGAAAUAUUGUUUUUAUAGAAUAGUUCUAAUAAUUAAAAAAAACAUACAAAAAUCAACAUAUGGUUCAGACAUGUAAUGCUUAAAUUGUUUGUUUGUGUCUGAGUUAUUGAGAUAUAAAUAUAAUUUUCUGUAGACUAUGUAAUGAAGUGUAUAAGUGUUUGUAAAUAAAAUAAAAAAUCAGGUACAUUUUAUUUGAAGUUUAUCUGGAAUGAAAGGGAUAUCAUUAAUUUGGAGCUUUUAUAAUGGCUUGACAAACUAUGCAUUUUCUGCUCCAAUUUGAUUGCAAUUUUCUGCUCCAAUUUGAUUGCAAAGCACACUUUCGUAACUUUUUUCUACAGGGACAAGUGGAUCAGGUUUUAAGUGAGAUACGGGUAGAACAUUUGUUUGAUGUUCAAAAUGUAAAUAAAAUGUGUUUUAACGUUA